AUGGUUACCCAUCGCACAGGGAUUACACCCGUGUACUUUCACACAUCCUUAAACCACCCUAACGUGGUGGCUGUGGUCGAGGUGGUCACCGAAGGCCGGAAGCGGGACGGCUCCCUCCAGGCUCUGUCAUGUGGGUUUGGAAUUCUUCGGAUCUUUGGCAACAAGCUGGAAUCUCCUACCUCUGCCUCCCAGGACAAGCGGUUGAGGCUGUAUCACGGCACCCCCCGAGCCCUCCUGCACCCGCGGCUCCAGGACCCCGUCGAACAAAACAGACACAUGACCCUGCUUGAGAGCUGUAGCCUGCAGUACGCCCUCCGGCCCCACCCGCUCCUGGAGCCUGUGUUCCACCUUCUUCCCGAGAACCUUCUGGUGUCUGGUCUGCAGCACAUACCCGGCCUCCUUCCAGCUCACGGAGAGAAGGGGGAUGCCCUCCGAAAGCCUCGCCUUCAGAAGUCUGUCACGUGGUACUUGGACGAUUUAUUCUUCACGCUGUAUCCUUCCCUUGAGAAGUUUGAGGAGGAGCUUCUGGAACUCCUUAUCAGCGAUCACUUCCGGGAGGGGGGCAUUCCGCUGGACGGCAGCGCGCUGGAGAUCUUGGAGCGCCGCCUGCGCGUGGGCGUGCACAACGGUCUGGGCUUCGUGCAGAGGCCGCAGGUGAUGGUGCUGGUGCCCGAGAUGGACGUGGCCUUGACGCGCUCUGCCAGUUUCAACAGGAAAGUUGGCUCCUCCUCGAAGGCCAGCUCUGGGAACCAGGCUCUGGUUCUGAGAAGCCGCCUCCGCCUCCCUGAGACGGCCCGUCACCCUGCGUUUGCCGCCGUCUUUCAGCUGGAGUAUGUGUUCAACGGCCCUUCCGGACUGGACGGCAAGGCAGCCUCGGUCACCUCUCUAUCCAGCGUGGCGUGUAUGCACAUGGUUCGCUGGGCUGUCUGGAACCCCUUGCUGGAAACCGGCUCCGGGAAGGUGAUCUUACCUCUGCAGGGUGGGAUCCGGCCCAACCCCUCGCGCUGUCUGGUCUAUAAAGUACCCCCGGCCAGCAUGAGCUCCGAAGAGGUGAAGCAGGUGGAGUCGGGGACCAUCCAGUUCCAGUACUCGCUGAGCCCCGAGGGACACCUGGACACAGCCACGGGGCUCGUCCACAGCCCUGAGGCAGAGCGGCAGCCUUCCAGGAGGCCACCCACAUCCCCUGCAAAUGAGGAGACCGAGCUGUCGCUCUCCCAGCUGGCGGCUCCCCCACGGUCCCCCACUCGGUGCCGCUCGGCCACACCGUCUUCCCGGCAACCUGACAGCUCUGCGCGCCCCCUGGCCCAGGAGGGGCUCCCCUUAGAGGGCAGGAUCUCUCACCUGGAGGCCCAGCUGAGCCAGGCGUCCUUGGUCCUGGGAGCCUCCGUUGCGGAUCAGCUGCGGGAGCUGCCUUUCACGCCAGUGCACACCCCGAUUGUCGUGGGAGCCCAGGCCAGGAGCUCUGGAAGUAAGCUCUCGCGAGCCUCAAUGGUGCUCCUGCAGGCUUCCGGCUUUCCCGAGAUUCUGGAUGCCAAUAAGCAACCAGCUGAGGCUGUAAAUCCUACAGAUCCCGUUAAAUUCAACCCUCAAAAGGAAGAAUCAGAUUGUCUACAAAGCAACGAAAUAGUGCUGCAGUUCCUCGCCUUCAGCAGAGUGUCCCAGGACUGCCAGGGAGCGCCGUGGCCAAAGACCGUGUAUUUCACCUUCCAGUUCUACCGCUUCCCACCCGUGACCACUCCACGCCUGCAGCUGGUUGGGCUGGACGAGACGGGCAGGACACGCUCUGGUUCCCUGUUGCACCUCCUCGUUCUCACUGACAAGGAUGACUCCUCUGAAGCUGGGCCUCCUGGCUUUCAGCUCAAGUACCUGGUGGAGCCUGGCUUCCUGAAACCUGGAGAACAGCGCUGGUUCACCCACUACCUGGCCACCCAGACCCUACAGAUCGACGUCUGGGAUGGAGACUCCUUGCUCCUCGUGGGAUCUGCGGCCGUCCAGAUGAAGCAGCUACUCCGCCAAGGCCGGCCGGCUGUGCAGGUCCUGCACGAGCUUGAGGUCGUGGCGACCGAAUAUGAACAGGACGUGGUGGUGAGUGCAGAUGUGACCCGGUUUGGCUGUGUCAAGCCCAUUGGUGUCUACACGGUGGUGAAAGGCUGGCUGCAUCUGACGCUGGCCAAUGUGGGUCACGUGUGUGAGCAGAGAGUGAGAAAUUCCGGCUCGUUGCCACCUUCCAGGUCACGGGUCAUCUCGAAUGAUGGAGCCAGCCACUUCGAGGGAGGCAGUCUCCUCACGCGCGGGGCUCGGAGACCAGUAAAAAAUGUGGUUCAAGCACAGAAGCUGGCUGACGUGGACCGUGAGCUGGCCGCCAUGCUGUUCACGCACACACAGCACAGGAGCAAGGGGCCCCAGGGCGCCGGCCACGAAGGGGACGCUGUCCGCAGGCGCAAGCUGGAGCGGAUGAGGUCCGUGCGCCUUCAGGAGUCCGGAGGAGAGCUCAGCUGCUGGGGCGCCAGCAUGUUGGCUCAGCAGAGCAUCCGUGCACAGCACGCACGCGACCUGCAGGUCAUUGCUGCCUAUCGGGAGCGCACGAAGGUGGAAAGCAUCACCAGCGCGCUAAGCCUGGCCAUCACCACCAAGCACACGAUCCACGUCACACUGGGCACUGCCGAGUUCUUCGAGUUUGCCCUUAGGAACCCCCACAACAUGCAGCACACAGUGACCAUCGAGGUGGACAAUCCCGAGCUCAGCAUCAUCCAGGACAGUCGGGAGUGGAGGUACUUCAAAGACGCAGCCAAGCUGCACACGCCGGUGGAGGAGGAUAUGUUCCAUCUGCGGGGCAGUCUUGCCCCGCAGAUCUUCCUGCGCCCGAGGGAGACCACCCACAUCCCCUUCAGAUACCAGACCUUCUCUGUGGGGCAGCCGGCCCUGGUGCAGGCCUCUGCUGAGCUGCGAUCUGAGAAGGGCACGGACGCCAGGUCGCCCCAGAAGUCCAGUGCAAUGCCCACUAAGCAUGCCAAGAUAAGGACUUUUAGCCUCGCCGUGUGCCACUGUCCCUGCCCCCGAUCAGCAGCAGACCCUCCGAGUCGCCUAGUGUCCAUCCUGUGCUUACUUGUCUUCUCACGUGUGGUUUGGGUGAGUCCGGGCCCACUGACUCCAGGGCCCCGUGUCUUCUCUCCCCUCGGGUUCAUUGCCCACACACAUUUUCAGGGUGGGAAAUGGGGAAAUUCCACUUCUUUCAUUCUUCCUGGACUUGUUAGCUGGGAUUCUGCCAUAAACAAGAAUUUCCCCACCAGCAGUUUGGUUGCCCUGAAAUACACUUUAUACCAGAAAGUCAGGAUAAGUGUUGGAUUCUUUCAUUUUGUUUAUCAGUGUUCAGAGUAAUGAAUUGCGCCCUGGCAACCUCCAGAGGCGGUCAGUGUUUGGAGUCUCAGUAUGAACGCACAGGGGUAUGUUUGCUGCUUCUCGUCUGAGGCAGGCACUGGGCGCUGAACUGCUGCUCUCCGCCACCGCCAUCCCUUUCAAAGCACUGUUGUUUUUUUGUUUUAAAGAU
Leptonychotes weddellii (Weddell seal) is the source of this 3547-nucleotide messenger RNA. The record is from RefSeq and is a predicted model, not a curated record. NCBI's taxonomy places the organism in Eukaryota, Metazoa, Chordata, Mammalia, Carnivora, Phocidae.